GAGAUAUCGGACUCCUUGCGGGAAGCCGGGCCCAGCGGUAUGCAAGCACAAAAUCGCGGCGCGAGCCACAACUGCCAAGGCCCGCGUUGCGUCUGCCAGAGAUACGAGAACGGCGAGCUAGCCGCGGUGAUGAUGAAUCAGGGCAGAAGUAAUCAGGAGAGGGAAGACGGCUACCAGAACACCGGUCACGCCUCGCGCGCUUUUCCAAAUCGCGCGGGCAACGCGCCGCAGGUCCACCCGAACCUGAAUCCCAACUACCAGAAUCCGAUCGACCUGGUGCGCAAUUACAAUCGGCGACAGCAACAGCAGGAGCCGGAGGAGAACAUUUACGAACGUUUGGACAACGAGGACGACGAGGACGGUGACGAGAACGCGGAGGUACCGCGCAACGAAUCGCUCGCGCAGAACAAUCAGGGCAAUCACGCGGAUAAUCACGCGUACGAGAGGCUAGGCGAGCGAAUAUCGUGCAGCAGCAGGAUUCACUGUCGCUAUUACAAGUAUCACGGCUUGAACCAGGUGCCUGCCCCCAGUUUCCUCAACGACGUGGACGGCGCGAGAAAUGCGAGCCAGUACGACCAACCGAGGCACAUCUACAUCGAUUAUUCCCGACUGAGCGGUAACCUCCACCAGAACUCUCUCAGCAGAUUGGGUCGCAACUGCUUCUCGACGGAAAAUAUCGCGUACGCGUCCACGAGACGGUCCGUUCAACCGCUCGUCUACAACUGCACGUGCCCGUACUGCAGACACGUGGACGCGCGAUACAUCUGUCACCACUGUCAUAAUCUGCACAACAGGCUGCGGCAGUACCAGGACGCCGGCAACUCCAGGCAUUACGUGUAUCAGGUUGCGAGGAACUGUCGGUGUCCCUUCUGCCGCGGCGAAUUCCCGUACACGAAGCUGCCCGCGAGCGCUCUCCGCGCCGCCGAAUUGUUCAAGAUGGAGUGUUGCCACUGUAGAAACCCCGGCAGUUGCACUUGCCGCGGUAAGAUACCGCUCGACUCCAACUCCGCGAUCUACUUUGGCAGGUAUCUCGAUUGGAUCAAUCGCACCGGGCAGUCUGUCAACAAUCCUCUCUACGCGAUGAUUCACGUCGGCAGGAUGGAUCGCGCUUCCCUACCCGGUCACGGGAAUGCCGGAAUGUCCAAUGGCGGAAGCCAGCCGAACGCCGCUGAUCCAGGUCCAUCAACGUCCAAUGGUGUAUCCAGCGCGAGAUUCAACGACUCGAACGCGUCUUCAAUACUGCGUUCGAUAUUUGCCCCUGGCUCUUCCGCAUCGAACGCUUCUAUCUGCCCCGUGAACCGUUACGUGGAGCGCCAGCACACCUGCGACGACUCUUGUAUUCGCAGUCAGAGCGGUAGCCUAGCCGGGAUAUGCCAGCUUCUCGGCAGAUGCGAGAGAACCGAGUGCAAUCACGGAAGGCUCUCCGUACACUGGUGGUUCGUGAACAAAUGGCUUCCCAUGUGGAAUUCCCACAACCUCGACAGAAAUUCCGCGGACGGCGCGCCGUGCGUGGACGAGGUGUCGCGGGAGCAGCGCGAGAGCGACAGCGACGAUUCGUAAAUCGAAGAAUCUGUUGAUUAACGGAGUGCUUGUUGCACGUUUCAAGCAUUUCUGUUUCCUUUUCCGCUGAUUUUCUCCGUUUCGAUUCGAUUACGGUUCAUUGACUCGCUGCUAGCGCGAAUAAUUGAAGCAACAUUUUCAAGCUCGCCCGCAUGCAAACGGAGAUAUUUUAACGAUAUAAUGAUAACUUUAAGUAUACGCCAUGACAAUAAAUUCAAAUAUCGCGUCCUCGAAACGUUCAGGGGAUUUCAACAACGGGGAAAAGGUUGUUUUCGGUUGAAGCGAUAAUAAUUUAAGGGAUUAUUUUUAGACUUGACUUGACAUACGUCUUGCCCGAACUGUUAUAGAUCUGCUCUACGUUGACACUUUACGAGUACACGAAUCUAUAGAUUUACGCUGUUGCUGCGAUGUGCAAUGCGACGUGUGCUUAUCGAGUUUUCGAGAUGACACACGUAGCGUAAAUUGAGAACAAAUAUCUUAUAAUAUACACCUUCACAAAUAUUAAAUGACAAUUGUUUGGGUCUCGAUUAAUGUUAGUGAAUAUAUUUAAAAAUGGUAGAAUUGUAAAAAAAACCUUAGAUUUCCAUUCGUCGAUAAGUUCAAUUAAGUUCAAUUUACGUCGACGUGUUUUAGCUGUGAUAUAAAUUAGAGAUUGUUUAAUUAAUUGUAAAGUAGUCUUGUUUAAUGGUCGUGUUGUCGCAAUAUUAGGUUGCUUGUGUUGCAUAUAAGCGAGUUCCAUGUAAAACUGAAGCGGAACAAGCGUAGUCCGUGCACUUUCAAGGGAAUGAUGAAAGCAUAAGACAAAGAAAAGUAUAUAAAAAAAAUAUACAGAGUACAUAUGCGACGCAAACAAACCUCUUAUACUUAAUAUAUUUAAUAUUACCUUAUGUUUAAUACAUUUCGUAGACUUUUUACGUAGCGGACAAAUACUUGUGUCGUUUUUUGUUAACAUAAUAUACACGUAUAAUAUAAGUGUUAUCUCUUGCGAUAUAUUUUUCGGCAUCCAUUUGUUAACGUAGUCAGUAUUAAAUUAAUUUAUAACGACUCACUUGGAUUGUAUUUAACUCUUGGCGAGCGUUGAUGCCGUCACCAGUACUCCGCAGCAUUGUAAGAGUGCUCUCCUAUAAAAGUAAAACGCUUGUCGCGUUACCGAUCGAAUUUGUUGAUCGAUCAGCAAUGACGAUAUUGCGCAACGUGUGACGCGAAUGCUCACAUUCUGUAUUAUAUCCGCGUGCCUGUGCGUAUAAUACAGCUGCUAACGCUUUCGAGCGAGGUAUAUCCUGAGGAUGAGGACACUCCUGACAAUUUUAUAUGUAUAACGCUUGAACAUUCUCGCUUUUGGAAACUCGAACAAUGUUUGACACACGUGAUCCCUGCAACUCGAACACGUUCGCGUGACAUACAUUUAGCGUAAUUACGUAAACGCUAUUGAAAAAAAAUAGAGUGGAUCUCUUCCGUCGUGUCUGUAAAGCGUAAUCGAGCUUAUCGGUUGCCGGACGAGUGAUCGAUGAGCGAAAUGAGUGAUCUAUCAGCGACCGUGAACCGGUCGUGCCGCUCGCGCGCAUUCGACGCAUUAUUGACGCUGAUACGAGCGAUUUUUACGGAAUUAUCGGUUGAAUUCAUGCGUUGGAUUAGCGUUCGCUCGCUCAGGCUCUCGAAUAAAUUUGCGUUUGAUUGUGUAAACACUGCGUGAAUUUUCCGUGCGCUGCCAGCCGGCAUCUAAGGUAGACUAUGUGUUGCAAGAGCUAACGUGUCAACGCUAUUCAUUAUGGCUUCAAGUCAAUGGCGUGCAGGGCAUUGUAUACCGUAGCAGGACUUUUAUUCACGCCCCCGCGAGCGCCAAGGCCAACCGCUAUCACUUCGAUGUUACAACGGGCCUAGCGCUAAUUUAGCGUUCGACCGACCAGUAUUGCGACUGAUUCACAUAUCCGCAAUGUUAUAGGAUGCACGGCGUGUUCGCGGGUUUUACAAUCCUUUGCGGAUAAAUUCCCGAAGAGAGAAAAAGAACAGGGAAAAACGCAGACAGGGGAUCACCGGAUCUCGAAGGAAACCGCAUCCGUUGAUACCAAGUUCACGCUGGUGGAUCGUGACUCGACCUGAGGGGCAUUAGUUAAUAUCCUGAUGCGAGCGACAAAGGAGGAAUUGCAGAACCGUCUAAUUGGAACGAUCUAAAAUCGACGUGAGGGAAAACAGUGCGCUCGUUGCGUAAGUGUCGUUGACGUAUUAUGAUCGAUAGCCGGAACGACACUCCAAGUAUGUGGGCGUUGGCACCUUACGCGACUUGUCGCCCUCGAAUUCCGUCUCGGUUCUCCCGCUCGCAUUUAAGUCCCUUGACGGAAAUAGAAUGACGCGGUUCUUUUUCCUCCCUUUUUCUUUUUUUUUAACAAUAAUUCAGUUCGCGGACGCGUUUCCGCAAGAGGAUGCCGCUCCUCCGAGAGGAGGUCGGCGCGAUUCGCUACUGGGCUUCGUCGCUGGAGAACUGAACGGCUACUUGCGCGACGAUAACGAAUUUAUUACGACCGUUACGCGUGCAUAAUCAUGCGUGAAUCAUGGAAUUGUCACGCGAAAGUGCCCCGUGAAUUGCGAAACUGCCGGCCACGUAUCAGCGUACGCGUCACGUGCUCGGACCAUUUUUUCCUUCUUUCCUUCAACGCGCUCCUGGUUCCGGCUGGAUUUACUGUACGACAUAUCGCUUACUUAAUUCUAGAGGGAUAGGAUACGAGUGUGGCAUUACAGAAGCCGAGUACGAUCAUAUAUUUAGGAUGUAAUGUAAUCUUAGUAUCUCUUUACGGCGACGCGCCUGCGUACACCUCAAAAUAUCGCUCGCUGGGAAAGUACUUUUGGAAAAUUUUCUAUCUUCCUGCGUACCGAGACGAUCACUGAGAAAUAAAUGAUGUAACUUCAA
Ooceraea biroi (clonal raider ant) is the source of this 4465-nucleotide messenger RNA. RefSeq lists its product as uncharacterized. Lineage: Eukaryota; Metazoa; Arthropoda; Insecta; Hymenoptera; Formicidae. The record is from RefSeq and is a predicted model, not a curated record.